AUGAACCGUCCCACCCGCCGUGCAAUGAGCGUCUCGGCCGCCCACGCCCUCCACUUUCAAAUCCCAAAGAUGGCCACACCAACCCCACCCUCACUGCUCAAGCGCCAGCUGUCGCAGUCAAGCACCUCUCCACGUCUUAUGAGCCCCCGUCCCUCCUCCCCAGCUACACGGAGCCCACCGCCUGUUGCCCGGUCACCACCACGGCCCGCGGGCCGCGACACUCAGAGGCCGGCAUCACCCCUCGUUUCCGAGUCAUUACGCAUCCCCGUCAACGAGUACGAGGCGACAUUUGGCGCUGCGCGGACAGUCACCGCGGCCUCCAACUAG
Cutaneotrichosporon cavernicola is the source of this 327-nucleotide messenger RNA. RefSeq lists its product as uncharacterized. Bases 1 to 327 code for a protein of 108 amino acids. The record is from RefSeq and is a predicted model, not a curated record. The transcript has a single exon. Lineage: Eukaryota; Fungi; Basidiomycota; Tremellomycetes; Trichosporonales; Trichosporonaceae.